UGUCGGCGUCGGCUCGCUCCCGACACCUGGAGCCGCGCGCUCCCGCUUCCAGCCGCUAAUUUUCCUUUGGAAAUCAGCCGUGUCCGAGAGAUCGACCCCAUGCAUCAGCAACGGGGGAGGCGAAGGAGAGAGGAAUUUUCUUUAAUGCUUGACAUCUGCAGGUCGCUAUCAGGCUGUGCAGUGACGGAAUGUGGCUGGUUGUAAUGAAAUAAUCCGCUUGGGCACGGAGGCCUAUGGGAGUCCACAUCUCUGAAGACACGUGCUUUUCAAAUUCUUGUCAUUGAUUACGUUUUACGGCUGCGGCUUGCGAAACUGAAGAGGGACGUUUCUUUAUUACCGGCUGUAUCACUUCGCAAUGACACCGCUCGGGAUCCCCGACUAACCAGGAGUGCGCAAAUUCAUUUUUUCUUGCAGACGAUUGCAGCGAUCAGAUGUUUGUGGGCGGUAAAAGAUGCAUCACCAUGUAAUGAGAUCAAGGUGUGGAGAUCCUCCGGUAGGCUCUGGUGUGCCGCCACUGCUGCGCCUCGUCUGCCGGCUCAGCCUGUUAAGCUGCCUCGGCUCUGCGGACUUUGCUCUCGAUUAUCAGUUCUGUGCAGACCCCGGUUUGGUUGAGCAUGGAAACAGAACGCCGGGCUCAGGACUCUUCUUUGAAAACGCCGUCGUCCGGUUCAGCUGCCUGGAGGGAUACAAGUUGAGAGGCCCUGCCAAGUUUGUCUGCAUUCGUCUCCAGAAUGGCUCCAUGGGUUGGAAGCCUAACCUUCAAAUGGCGUGUGUGGCAGACGUAACAGAUUGUCUCAUUCCAUACAUUGAAGAUGCGGAUAUUUCUAAUCAGACUUACAGACCAGGAGACAAACUGCUCAUCAGCUGUCAUGAAGGAUUCCAGAUCCGCUACCCCGACAUGGACAAUAUGGUUUCUGUUUGUCAGGCUGAUGGCUCCUGGGACAGUCUGCCGAUCUGUCGAGGCUGCCUGAGACCGGUCAUUUCUCCACACAGUUACAUCAACAUAUCAGAGACAGAAUUCUCCGUCCCGGUGGGAACCAUUGUUCGCUACCAGUGUUUUCCAGGAUACAAGCUGUCUGGACCCGAGGUUCUCGAAUGCAUGUACAACUUAAUCUGGUCUGAAAACCCACCACGGUGCCUUGAUGUGGAAGUUUGCCCGCUACCUCCAAUGGUGGAACAUGGAGACUACAUCUGCCACCCACAGCCCUGCGACAGAUACAUCCACGGUACCGUAGUGGAGUUCUACUGUGACCCUGGUUAUAAUCUAGCCAGCGACUUCAAGUAUAUCACCUGUCAGUAUGGCCAGUGGUUUCCAAGCAUCCAAGUGUACUGCUUGAGAUCAGAGCAGCUGUGGCCCAGUUCUCGAGAAACUCUCUUGACAACGUGGAAGGUGGUGGCAUUCACAGCCACCAGUGUCUUGAUGCUGCUGCUCUUUGUCAUCCUCGGCAAGGUGUUCCAGACCAAAUUCAAGGCCCACUGUCAGCUAAGAGAGGCUCCACCAGCUUCAAGUGACCCCAACGUUCUAGUCGUCGACGGAGUCCCCGUGAUGCUGCCUUCUUAUGAUGAGGCUGUAAACAGCUCUACUAUUGUUCAUCCGAGCUUCCCACCCCCUGCUGGUCAAGGGGAGACAUUGCAUUCAGAGGAUCGAGGCCCCCCUGCUUAUCCAGGCCACGUAGAGAACAGCAGGGUUGGGCAGCUUGAUGCCAGUGAAUAUGAAACUUGUGAAAGUUUGUCAAACUCUUCAGAUCACCUACAAAGUAUGUGUCCAUCAUCCACAUACCCUGGAGGACUUAACAACCUUUCAGAAAGAACCAAUGUCAUAACAUCAACGGCAGACACGGCUUCCACGAGUCCGAGUAUCGACAUUGCAGAUGAAAUUCCAUUGGUGGAAGAAGACUGUUGAUUUUUUU
Molecule: messenger RNA, 1910 nt
Organism: Polypterus senegalus (gray bichir)
Lineage: Eukaryota; Metazoa; Chordata; Cladistia; Polypteriformes; Polypteridae
Gene: susd4
Product: sushi domain containing 4
Exons: 9
Coding region: 452-1903 (483 amino acids)
Biological process (GO): negative regulation of complement activation, alternative pathway; negative regulation of complement activation, classical pathway
Source: RefSeq, a predicted model, not a curated record